UCUGUUAGGUGCUACCAAAUGAGGAAGGCUAAUGCUUACUGCUGUUUCUAAAGGGUUUGGUGUAAUUUCGGUGUGAUCACCGGCACUUGUAGGCAUUGGAAAAAAUGUCAUCUGUGACCGAACGGCGACUCCCCUGGAUGCCUUUAGGAUGAUGACUGCGGCUCAUUACUACCCAAAGCUCAUGAGCAUCAUGGGGAACGUUUUACGCUUCCUGCCUGCUUUUGUGAAGAUGAAACAGCUGAUCCAGGAGGGUUACGUAGGGGAGCUGCUGGUGUGCGAGGUGCAGGUUCACAGCGGAAGCCUGCUAGGCAAGAAGUACAACUGGAGCUGUGAUGACCUGAUGGGAGGUGGGGGCUUGCACUCGGUUGGCACCUACAUCAUCGACCUCCUGACCUUCCUCACCAGCCAGAAGGCCGUGAAAGUGCACGGGUUGCUCAAGACGUUCGUGAAGCAGACGGACCACAUCAAGGGGAUACGGCAGAUCACCAGCGAUGACUUCUGUACCUUUCAGAUGGUCCUGGAAGGAGGCGUGUGCUGCACGGUGACGCUCAACUUCAACAUCCCGGGGGAGUUCAAACAAGACAUUAUUGUGGUGGGUUCGGCAGGACGGCUGAUUGUAAUAGGCACUGACCUCUACGGACAGAGCAACAGCUCUCCUCAGCGGGAGCUCCUGCUAAAGGACUCCACGCCAGUCAGCAACUCCUUACUUCCAGAGAAAGCCUUCAGCGACAUCCCAUCGCCCUACCUCCGGGGCACCAUUAAGAUGGUCCAAGCUGUCCGGCAAGCAUUUGAGGACCAGGACGACAGGAGGACCUGGGACGGGAGGCCCCUUACGAUGGCUGCCACUUUUGAUGACUGCCUGUAUGCCCUGUGUGUGGUGGACACCAUUAAAAAGUCAAACCAGUUGGGGGAGUGGCAGAACAUUUCAAUCAUGACUGAGGAGCCGGAACUGAGCCCAGCAUACUUAAUCAGCGAAGCCAUGCGGAAGAGCAGGAUGUCUCUGUACUGCUAGCUCCUCUUGGCUCCUAGGAAAGAAUAGGAACCAGACAGCUCUCGAAGGAGAUGGUAAUUCAGCCCCUGUGAAGGGCUUGGGUGUCUUAGAAACAGCUGAAGAGAAGGAAAUACAGUGUCUGGAUCAAUUAAAUCUGUUGGCAGCUAAAUGGCAAAGCGAUAUGGUCCUUCAAAAUGCCCAAGACAGAUAGGAGACGUAAGAGCUGAUAUAACUUAACUGUUUUAAUAACAGUAUUAGCUGGGUGAUUGGAAAGAUAUAUCACGGACUCAUCUCCUGCUUGCAGGUGCUUUAGAUUAUCCAAUUGUGUUUACUGUGAAAGGUUGGGAAGAUCCUUUUAGAUUUUCCUUACCUACCAGAGGGCUGUGAAGGUACUGUCAUGUCGUUAAAUUUUCUGUAGUGUCUGACAUGAAUGGUUCCUACCAUGACAGCUGACACCACCAUGCUGUAGUACUACACCUCUAACCAACACACAGAAUAACAGGACUUGGUGUGAAAGUGUUGCGUGACAGGGAAAAUCUUGGCAGCUCACUUUUCAUACAACCUGUUAGGAGCUUCUCUCUGUUGGUUUAGCUAGUUGUUUUUUGUUUGGUUUGAUUUUUUUUAAAGCACAAUUAAGUAGGAAAGUGUGUGGCUUUUAAAACAAAGCAGUCCUCAACCACAGUGCAUAUGCCCCAGUAUUUGGGGAGGGAGGGAGGGUCUUCUAUGAGCUC
Manacus vitellinus (golden-collared manakin) is the source of this 1722-nucleotide messenger RNA. It is a transcript of the gene GFOD1, whose product is annotated as glucose-fructose oxidoreductase domain containing 1. The transcript has 2 exons. Lineage: Eukaryota; Metazoa; Chordata; Aves; Passeriformes; Pipridae. Bases 149 to 1012 code for a protein of 287 amino acids. The record is from RefSeq and is a predicted model, not a curated record.